Oncorhynchus tshawytscha (Chinook salmon) is the source of this 5245-nucleotide messenger RNA. RefSeq names its product CXADR-like membrane protein (gene clmpa). Gene Ontology annotation, cellular component: cell surface; membrane; cytoplasmic microtubule. The coding region runs from base 415 to 1590 and encodes 391 amino acids. The record is from RefSeq and is a predicted model, not a curated record. The transcript is spliced from 7 exons. NCBI's taxonomy places the organism in Eukaryota, Metazoa, Chordata, Actinopteri, Salmoniformes, Salmonidae.
AAGGGCAUGUGCCGUGUACGCUCGCAACUGUAGAGGUCCCCCUUUUUCAGCGGGCUGCGCGCACAGCUAUUGCACCCGCUUUUUAUCCUGUGUAAAGAGGAGAGAGUGAGGGGCAUAUGUACGGAUCCUGCACGACCGCAGACAUGUAUCCUCCGUGAAGUGUAGCGCAAGGCAACUCUAAGAUACCGGGUGUUCUGCGAGAAACAAUGAACAUGUGCGGCUCUAUUUCUGAAUGAGCACAAGGACAUGUGUGAUAUGCGUUGUAGCCUACCUAUAGACCAACAUCAUUCGCACUAUUCCAAUUUCAUUCAGAUUUGAGGGCACAGGUAUAUGACUUAAACUCAUUUUAGGGAAGAAAGAAGACGUGGUGUUCUGCUGUUUUUUGUGGAAUUUUCGCUCCAGCUGAGAGUCGUGAUGUCUGGCUCAUUUCACACAUUGUUCCUGGUUCUGCUGGGUGUGUUGACGGCAUGCGCCCAGACGGAGAUGAAGAGGGUUGUCGGUGACAAUGCGACACUGCCCUGUCACCACCAGUUCUGGGCAGGUGACGCCCCCACACUGGACAUCGAGUGGCUCCUACUCAAGCCCAGCUCCAAGCAGAGAGUGGUGAUCACCUACUUCGCGGGCCGGGUGUACGACCCCAACGAGGCGGAGGCGGGCCGGCUGUCCUUAGCCGGGGACUACCUCAAGGGGGACGCCUCCCUGCUGAUCAGUGACCUUAGCCUGGGCGACUCGGGCGAGUACAGCUGCAAGGUGAAGAAUGGGGGGAAGUACCAAUGGAGCACGAUCAACCUCAUAGUACAGGUGAAGCCGUCUAAGCCGCGGUGUUGGAUGGAGGGCCGGCUGUUGGAGGGUAGUGAUGUUAAGAUGAGCUGUAAGUCUACAGAUGGCUCUGACCCCAUAAACUACAAAUGGGAGAGACUGCUGGACAAGGGCAAGUAUGUGGGAAAGCUGCCCCCACUGGCCCUCAUAGAUUUGAAAAACUCAGAGAUAGUGACACUGAGGAACCUGACCAAGGAGAGUGCUGGGGUGUAUAAAUGUACAGCCAGCAACGAUGUGGGAGAGGAGAGCUGCACCGUGGAGGUCAAGAUGCACUAUGUGCGGGGCAUGGGUGUGGUGGCGGGCGCCGUGGUGGGCGUGUCCUUCGGUGUCCUCCUCAUCAUUCUCAUUAUUUGGCUGGUGUUCCGCAAGAAGGAGAAGAAGAAAUACGAGGAGGAGGAGACCCCUAACGAGAUCAGGGAGGAUGCGGAGGCUCCCAAAGCCAAACUGGUGAAGCCCAACUCUCUCUCUUCGUCCCGUUCUGGAAGCUCCCGCUCGGGCACCUCCUCCACCCAGUCCAUGGUCCACACCACUGCCCCCCGGGGGCCCCGCGCCCGGCUUCCUGACGUCGCCGCCCUCAAGGAGAACAGCCAGCCCCCCAGCUUCCCCCAACAGCCCCCUGCCUACACACAGGUGGUCCCCAAGACCCCUGAGCCCCGCACAGCCCCGGCCAAGCUCAGCCCUCCCCCAAAGCUAAGCCCCGGGAACCUGGCCCGCAUGGGAGCAACGCCGGUCAUGAUUCCUGCCCAGACCCAGGCCUUUCAGACUGUGUAGGAGGGAGGGAGGGAGAAGUGGAGGGAGUAGACGCAGACAGACACAAGAAGCCCCAGUACACAGCUGAUAGCAACACCCAGCCUGCCCCCAGAAACCCUGUGAAAACCAGCCAUAUCAUCAACUAAAAGUAUAAUUGAGUGCAUUCUACGAAGGGAAGACUUUCGUAAGAGGUUUUGUCUCCUGUACAAACAAUACAGAGCGAAAUCUUUUGUUCGCAUGAUAUCCCAUGACAACAGAACAUUCAUUGUGUUUUUGCCUGAUUUUGCUGACGAGGUCAGUGAUGUGUAUCAUACUCUGACGAGGUCAGUGAUGUGUAUAAUACUCUGACGAGGUCAGUGAUGUGUAUCAUACUCUGACGAGGUCAGUGAUGUGUAUCAUACUCCGACGAGGUCAGUGAUGUGUAUCAUACUCUGAGGUGGAAGAAGAGGAGCAAAGGGAGGACCCUGGUAGAGUUGAGGUAUUUUUAAACCAAACCGACAGAGCCAUGAAAGCGGAAUGGGGUAUGGACAAAGGAAGGGAGGGAGUGAGAGCAAACAGGACUGGAAAAGAGCAAACAAAGGAGAUACACAGGCUGCAUAGCUCAGCAGAGAUCAGGCGAGGGUGUCUGGCUGUUUUACGACGCCUGAUACCUGCUACCAACCAGGACAAACCAGACAAGACAAAGAGAGAAAAAAAACAAAAAGACAGGAAAAGUAAACCUCUCUCUGGACUUGCCUGAGCACCACACCUACCACACUCACACACUCUGCCACACCGAGCCAAUCAAUAUCUCCCAGGCUUCUUUGCUGGCAUCACAGACCUCCAUGUAAUCUCCUCCGGGAUAUCCGCCAAGGCCAGCAGGCAUGGUGAUUGGUUUAGUAAGGAAGGGGGUGCACCGAUCGAUUGACACACCAAUGAGAGUGGAGGAAAGUUGGAUGCUGAUACAAGAGGGAUGUUUGCCUGUGAUUGUACAAAGAUGAUAUAGCUUAAGUAAGAGACUCCACCUAGACACGUCACCUGUCAUCCUGUACACCUGCACAUGGGUCACUCGCAGCAACACGAAAGAUAUCAAUAUUGAUUUCCCAUCUUUCCUGUGCGUCCAGCACUAUACACUCAACAAGUCUGGACUUAUGUAACGUUAUCUUCCAAUGUUCAUGGACAGCGUCAAUUAAGGCCAUAGGAAUAUGUGACUGUGGUCAUCAUAGGGGAUUAUUAAUGGCUGAAAUAUGUAUUGCUUAAUAUGUAUUGUCUAAUAUUCUACGUUUCUUUUUUUCUAUUUCAUUUAUUUCAGAUUCCUUCAGAAUGUUUAAAGAUUGUUAUUAAAGGGGUGAACUUAAGCCCUAUCGAUAAAGUGCCACAGUUGAUGUUUGUUGAAGAUGGUUAAUGGCAUUUCUGUUUUAAUUUGUGUUGUGUUAAUGACAUUUCCAUUAAUCCAAAAUGAAUGAACUAACAUAUGAAUGUGUUCUAUGCCGUGCAGUAUAUAAAGGGCUGGAGUCAAUUUGUAUCGCCAACUAACGUGCAAGAUCCGCGUUAUAGCUCCAUUUAAAUUUAAAGGCAAUGGUCCCGCGUUCGCGGAGACCGCAUUCAGUCGGCUGAAUAGAAAAUGACCUUUACAUUUGAAAUACUUCCGCGAUAUAGAUUGAUUCCAGCCCAAAAUCAUUGGAUGAAUCCUUGUUUUUUAAUGAGCAGAGAUUUGCAGCAAUACAUUUAAUCCCCUGCAGUUGAACUGUGUCUGAAAAAAUACAAAAUAUAUUCUGUAUAAUGAGAAAACGAGCAAAGGGCCAUACACAUCAUAAUAUGAUAUCACAUGCGUUGGCUCAGCACCCUCUUGUGAUUAUAGAAGAACAGUAAUGAUAAUCCUAAAGAGGGCCUUGGCCUUGUGGUGUAUUCAUUUUAAUUGAAUACACCACAAAAAAGUAUUAUUCACAAAACAUUAAACACCGAUUUACAGUUUUAAAUGGUUAACUCUACAGUACACCUGAGAUUGAUUCCAUUUCAAGCAGAAUGAAAAGGACAAUAGCUUUGAGUGAAGUCUCUUCAUGGUGGCCAAACAGAAUUUAAACAACACUCAACCUCAGUAAAAUAUCCUGGCUGAAAGUGUUGAAUUAUGCCCUACCAUUCUCUGAUUUAAAUGUCAACUUUUGCCUGAGCUUUCAUCUGAUCCAAAUGCGUGACUUCUGCCUAGCGAUAGUCUUCUCUGCCUCUACGCAGCAGCACAUUGGUCCUUCAGUGUUAUGACUGCUUCCUCCAAAGAGACACCCCUGUUAUUCUGGCUCAAUCGCAAUGCAAUGGAUGAGAUGUCAGGAGCUAUUUGGAGUGACUGAUGCUGUGGCGCCCUCCAGGAGAACCCAGCAAACUCAUCUUAGAUCACCCAGGAGGGAGGGCUCUUCUCGUCCAGCGGUGCAGAGCAUAAGAGCACACUCGUACUCUGGCCUCCGAAAUGGUUCAAACGAGGACGGGUGACUCGAGAGUCUAUACUUCUUGAAAAAGGUUCAAAAUUUACCUGGCUUUUCGUUCAUGCCUGGUUGAAAUCACCCAGAUUAGUUUGUAUCAAUAAUUGUAUUUUGUAAAGUCGGCCUAUUUUUGAUGAGAUUAUUUCAUGAUCGUGGGCAGUUCAAAGAGUGAAAAGAAAAUAGCAAUUUUGUCUCUGUGACUCGAGUACUUCCAGCUUGCCCACUGCUGGUUGAAAAGCACCUUUAAACCAGGAGACGGAUGAGUGGCGAGAUGAAAGGACGACACCUGAGGGAGAGCUCCUGAUUACCCACCACAACCCCCUUUGAAUUUCCCAUUAUACCUUUAAAAGCCAAUACAGGGAGGCCGAUGAUUGAAUGUGGCUCUUACGGCCGUUUGAUGGGGUAGGAUACGCACCGGUAUUGAUUUUUUUGUUAUCUGAGUGGCUCUGUGAAUUCCCCUGGCAGAGGGCUCUGUGUCCUGAAUCAUUAGGGUUUCCACCCUUUUUCGUUUGAAUGUCUUGCUUGGCAGACAGGAGGAAUGGGAAUGCUCCAAACCAUGCUGGGGAUAGGAACAACGUGAACCACAGGCGUUACAUUGCCCUUUCACCAUGUAUCGACUCCAAAAGGCCAUUACCAUAGGUUAACUAGUACAAAACCUGCAUCUUGAUGUCAUUUAUUAGUCUGUCUACUAAAUACCUCCACUAUGGUUUGAGUGAUGGGACCUUUGAUAUCAUGCAUACAGUGUAAUGUUCAAGAGCGAAAGAAUCCACCCAAAGCUGAAAAAUGAUGGAUAUGCAUGUCACAGAUACUUAACUAGAGAAAGAACAAAACUGUAUUUUUGCCUCAAUGCUUAUAUAAAUAUAUAAAUGAUCAUCUUGUACAAAAAAAUUUUACAGUUAAAACAAAUGCUAUGACUGUAAAAAAGGAAAGUUAUGUUCAUUUUGAGUUUACUCCUUUGGGUUAAGAAUUCAGUCAUAAGUACUUUGCACUUUCUUAAACUGUGCUCUCUGUGUCCCGCUUGCGUUAAGCCCUUUUCACCAACAGCAUUAGGGGGGAAAUGUUCUCUCUCACUCUAUUGUCUUUGAUUGACAAUGUCAUGCAGUUACUUUGAGUUGUUGUAAACCAAAAAGGAAAUGUACAUACCUCCUUCUCGAGUGAAAAAUGUAUAUUUGUACAAUAUCUGAAUAAUUACUGUUUUGGUUUGUAAUAAAGCAUUUGAUGAA